AUGUCAAGUUCCGACGAAGAUUCAACAUCAUACAUUCGUAACUACAUAAUAGAUCCAGAAAUUUUGAACACAUUUGUUACUUUUUUGGAAGAUGAAGAAAGGGAGGCAAAAAGUUCAGCACAUGUGAACAUACCAAGAGCACCAAGAAUGUACAUAGCCAGAAACCAUGCCAAAGCGGCAACCCAUUUAUUUAAUCAUUACUUCGUCCCGGAGCCUUUCUAUCCUCGUGAUUAUUUUCGAACGCAUUUUCGAAUGCCUAAGGAAAUGUUUAUUCGUAUAGUGAGAGACAUACAAACCUUUAACGCCAUACAACCAUUACCGGCUCACUUUCAAUACUUUCACAAUCCUCCUUUCGAUGUCGUGGAUGCUCCCGCUAUAAACAAUUUUCAAAAAUGUACAUCCGUUGUACGCCAACUGGCGUACAGUGCUAAUGCCGACCAGCUAAAUGAGUAUCUGGAAAUGGGUCAACAAAUGUCAUAUGAUGCUUUGAACAACUUUUGUAAAUGUAUUGUACAGUUGUAUCACGCAGACCAUGGAGAAAAUGCCCCACCUCAUGGCAAGGCCAAUACACUCGUGGCAACAAAGGACACCCCACGAUUAUCCUUGAAGCGGUUGCUUCAUAUGAUUUGUGGAUGGCAUGCUUACUUUAGAUCCGUCGGUUCGAACAACGAAAUCAACGUACUCAAUGAAUCUGACUUGUUCGACCAGUUGCUUGAAGAUAGAGCUCCUGUGGUCAACUUUACCGCUAACGAAUAG
Messenger RNA from Erigeron canadensis, 756 nucleotides. RefSeq lists its product as uncharacterized. NCBI's taxonomy places the organism in Eukaryota, Viridiplantae, Streptophyta, Magnoliopsida, Asterales, Asteraceae. The record is from RefSeq and is a predicted model, not a curated record. The transcript has 2 exons. The coding region runs from base 1 to 756 and encodes 251 amino acids.